Molecule: messenger RNA, 1814 nt
Organism: Helianthus annuus (common sunflower)
Lineage: Eukaryota; Viridiplantae; Streptophyta; Magnoliopsida; Asterales; Asteraceae
Product: transcription factor bHLH30
Exons: 2
Coding region: 349-1449 (366 amino acids)
Biological process (GO): regulation of DNA-templated transcription
Molecular function (GO): DNA-binding transcription factor activity; protein dimerization activity
Source: RefSeq, a predicted model, not a curated record
GGGUCACCACCCUCCAUCCCUUCCUCUUCCCUCAUCAAUCUCACAACCAAAACCUACUUUUUAGAGAGAGAAACUCAUCAAGAACACGUUUUUUAGAUAGAUAACAUAUAGCAUCCGGUGAGUGUCCAAGAACCCAUUGAAGAUCCAAGUCUUCUACCAUCCAAGAACUUCUUGUUUUCUUGGAUAAAAAGACAACCAUUUAAGGGUUUUCCUAGACACUUUUCUUUUGAAAUAUGUGUUUUGCAACUUACAAUUAUAUCCAUGUAUAUGCAUAUGUAUAUGUAUGUUUUCAUGCUUAUUGAGACUGGUUAAUUAUUCCUUGAGAGGUGUUGAGAUAUUAUAUAUAUUAUGUGCUCAAAAAGAGAAGAAGAGGUAGUAACAGAAGAUCUUCAUAAUCACCAAAACACACAAAAGUUUCAAGAACAUCAAUCAGUCCUUCAAGAAAUCCAACAACAAAAGAUGGGUAUCAAUGAUUAUUCAUAUAGCAAUACUAGGUUAAUGUUCCCAUCAUCAUCAUCAUCAUCCGAUAUCUCUCCAAUUAUGCAUAAUCAUCAUCAACAACCAUCAUCAUGGAGUACCCUACCUCAAGUGUUGCACCAUAACAGUUUCAACCCACUUCUUCAGUACCCGACCCAAGACCAUGACCCUUUUGUUUUCCCUCCACCACCACUGCAACCACCUCCACCGUUAUCAUGCUAUGGCGGUUUGUUUAACAGAAGGGUGCCAGGUGGCAUGCAGUUUGCAUAUGAUGGUGGUUCAUCACCGGAUCAUCAGUUAAGACUCAUAUCCGAGACACUAGGGCAUGUUGUUCAUCCCGGAUCCGGCCCGUUUGGGCUUCAAACGGACAUGGGUAAGAUGACUGCACAAGAGAUCAUGGAUGCUAAGGCUUUAGCAGCUUCGAAAAGCCAUAGUGAAGCAGAACGACGUCGUAGGGAACGUAUCAACAAUCAUCUUGCAAAGCUUCGAAGCUUACUCCCCAACACCACCAAAACGGACAAGGCUUCAUUGCUAGCUGAAGUCAUACAACAUGUGAAGGAGCUAAAGCGUCAAACUUCAAUAAUCGCCGAACAAAGUCCGGUCCCAACGGAGAUCAAUGAACUGACUGUGGACCAUGCAUCUGAUAAAGAUGGCAAACUUGUAAUCAGAGCCUCGUUAUGCUGUGAUGACCGAUCAGAUCUCUUACCAGACCUCAUCAAGACAUUAAAGUCCCUUAAAUUAAGAACUCUUAAGGCUGAGAUCACGACUCUUGGUGGACGUGUAAAGAAUGUUUUGUUCAUCACUUCAGAAGAUCAUGAUGAUCCGCAAAUGGUGAAUUACUCCAUAAGCACUAUCGAAGAAGCGCUUAAACAAGUGAUGGAGAAAACAAAUGGAGAUGAUUCCUCUUCUGGGAGUGUAAAGAGACAAAGAACUAACAACAUCAACAUCCUUGAGCACCAUAGAUCUCUUUAAUCAUAUGCAAGUGAAUGAAAGUCACCAACUUGCUUACUAUAGGGCUUUUUUUCCUUAUGAUAUGGGGCUUUUAGUCAGGGUUUGUUCCUUCUGUGUGGGGUGUUUUGCUACUUUAGUUUUCUUUUUCUGUAGUUUUUACCAGCCUUUUUGACUUGGCAUGCUUAAUUUGUGUGUAUGAAGAACAGAAAGCUGGUAGUGCAUUGGUGGUGUCCUUGUGUAUUUCCUAUCUCAUGAAAAAAUUGAUAUAUUUCAUGAGGAGGAAAACCUAAGAUGGAAGUUGCUUUUGGAAGGAAACACAAUGGUUGUACCUUAUUAUGUAGUGGAACUUGUAUGUAAUCAUAACUAUUCUCUCCAGUUGUUUUUUA